This is a messenger RNA of Penicillium olsonii, 2589 nucleotides long. Lineage: Eukaryota; Fungi; Ascomycota; Eurotiomycetes; Eurotiales; Aspergillaceae. The record is from the annotation of a GenBank genome assembly.
AUGAUUGUGACCAUGCUACUAGACGAGACCAGACCUGCCUCCCCCAUGGAGCUUUACUUUGCCCGGUGUCUCGGAUUCAGUCUUCUUACCAUCGCUGUUCUGACCGUGAUGUUGACGGGCUCGAUUCCUUUGACUGCCGACAUCAAAGAGUCCGUUUCGACAGAUGAAAGUGACCCCAAAGCCCCGUACGCCGUACCCACUCUGAUGGUGACAUCCGUCUUCCAUAGUGCGUGUGCUUUCUACGCAUACACUUGGUACGUUUCUGGCGGACAAGGUUUGUUUGCUAUCGGGGUGGCUGGAUAUUCCGGUCUCGCAGCCAUUGGGCUAUGGUGCAUGCUCUUUGCCAGCAGCAAUGGAAGAAUCAGUCGUCGUACUGGAGCGGACAAAAGGACUACUGGGUACCCUUUCAAGAACUCCGAAGCAGCAAAGAAGCAUGGAGGCAAAAGUUCGCAACCCCACAACGCCGCUUCAGCCGCGACGUCCCCCUUUCAAAAGCAGCACCCCCUCCCCACAACUCUAAUAUUCUUAUUUGUCGCUACUUGGGCGAUCGCCAUCUUGAGUAUGACGGAGCCCAAUCUUUCUCAUAUGGUCCCCUUCGACGAGGGGUCACAUAACUUCAUUGCUUAUCGUCCUGCCGAGACGCGGCCGCGAACUACGCGACAUGCAAAUACGUUCAUUCGCCCUGGACUGCCAGGUGAGGCAGUACACGACUUUGUGAUUGCGGCCCAACCAAAUCACCAUCAAUCGCAUCAGCCUGGCAAUGAUAGUUCCCAAUUCCAGCAAGGGCGGCCACCGAAUCGGGACAGUUUGCAGCAACGCCGAGAUUAUGGGGACGACUUUGAGAAUGGACAGCUGCUCAAUGCUUCCGCGGGAUCGUUUCAUGGCUCUGGCGCAGGCCAGAUGCUACCUCCAGCGUCCCUGUCGCAAAAUGGACUCGCUAUGGUGAACCACGCGCAUCCAGCGCAUAAUGACGGGUUUUCAAUGCUGCAGUCACCUACCCAGGCGUUUCAGCAGGAGUUUGUCGAGAUGAACACCGACCCUGUUGAUCCGACUGCAUUGGUUGCACCUGGCGAGCUGCGAGGCUUCAAGGCGAUACCCGACCCUCCUAACCUGGACUACUGGAGGGAAAGGCUGUUCAAUGUCGACGAAUUGAUCACCCUGAGCGAGGAUGAAUUCAAUACGUAUUUCCCCCAUGUGGACAAUGUCUAUUCACAUCGGUCAACUCAGCGAUACAAGCGCAAACCAUUUGUGUCCCAUUACUGGGACUGUCGAUUGAAGGGCCGGCCUCCAGGUACACCCAAGUCCGACAACCCAGAAAAAAAGAAGCGAAAGCGCACGGCCCGGGAAAGGGAUCUCUGCCAUGUCAAAAUCAAGGUAAUGGAAUACUUCCCAAGGUCAGAACUACUGGACGUGGAUCAGUCAGUUGAAGCUGGGCCGUCCAGCGUACCUGGCAUGUAUACAUUUUCUUUGGGCGGCGAUCCUGCAAUCCGAAAUGUUCAGACAUUUGGCAUGCUGCCGACAAAUACAGGCUUGCCUCCUAGCCACCCCGGGGCAAAUGGUGGGAGAUACUACACCAUUCAGCGAGUGAAUGGAAACGGUGCUAAUGGCAAGGACGACGGGAUCAGUGGAGGUCAUCAACAUACGCUUGAAGAAAGCGAUCGCGUGAAGAAAAGCAGUGUCCAGCGAUCUGUUAUGAAGGAUAAAAAGGACAGAAGAACGAGAGUGGACCGAGUCAUGUCUCAACCGGACCCAAAAACAUAUCAUACAAAAGCAACGGGCCUGGCCGCCGAUACCGUUGUCAAGCACUCCGAGGAGGUCAAUCUCAAACUAUACGGAAGUUGCUUUUGUCCAUUUGUGCAGCGUGUGUGGAUUGCAUUGGAGCUGAAGGGCAUUCCCUAUCAAUACAUCGAGGUGGACCCGUAUCAAAAGCCCGCUUCGCUGUUGGAGGUGAAUCCCAGGGGGCUUGUUCCUGCUUUGCGACAUGACAACUGGGGAUGCUAUGAGAGUAACGUAUUGUUGGAAUAUCUCGAGGACCUCGGGGUGGGGGCAGCGAUGCUCCCAGCAGAUCCAAAGCUGCGUGCCCACUGUCGCUUGUGGGCUGACCAUGUCAACCGGCAUCUCGUGCCAGGUUUCUAUCGGGUCCUGCAAGAGCAGGAUCAGCAGGGGCAGCUGGAAAAGGCACAGGAGCUGAGGGUAUCCAUGGAGCAGCUACUUGAAGUAGCACAUUCCACAGGACCUUUCUUCAUGGGCCCGCAGAUGUCUCUUGUAGACAUCCAGGCUGCCCCUUGGAUUCUUCGUCUGAGGCGAGUCCUGAAACCCUAUCGGGGUUGGCCAGAUCCCGAUCAGGGAAGCAGGUUGGCGGCUUGGGUAGAUGCCAUCGAGACCGAUCCGCAUGUCCAAGCGACGACUAGUACGGAUGAUCUGUACUUGGAUAGUUAUGAGCGUUAUGCCCGUGAGUUUGCUCGUGUUGUUUUCUUUCUCAAAGGCGUUGCCGGCGUACUGAUGCUCCCCAUACUGCAGAAAACCGCCCGAACACGUCACAGCUCGCCAAUGCGAUCAACGCAGGACGAAGUCUGCCCUGAGCUCUGA